Aureobasidium pullulans EXF-150 is the source of this 1981-nucleotide messenger RNA. RefSeq lists its product as uncharacterized. Lineage: Eukaryota; Fungi; Ascomycota; Dothideomycetes; Dothideales; Saccotheciaceae. The record is from RefSeq and is a predicted model, not a curated record. The transcript is spliced from 2 exons. Bases 146 to 1738 code for a protein of 530 amino acids.
AACCUGAAGCACUCGAAUCGCAUCUCUAGACGGCACGCAUGUCCAGCAUAGAUUCAAACUUUGUCAUUGACGACAACUUCGCACUGGCAACCCCAUCUUGUAACUUCACGCUCGAACAACAAACGAUCAUCCUGUCAUCACAACCAUGAUCAUCGAGAACAUGACAGACCAUUUCAGCGACCACCAACGAGCUUCUUCAGCGGCGUCGACAUCUUCCUCUCUUUCCUACCUCUCGUUCACUCGAUCGCCUUCUCUCGACCGACCGGCACGAUGGAUUCCUCGCCGUCGGCACGCACCUCCACCAAUGUUGCCGACACACCGUCGUGCCAGAAGCUACGCUGACCUCCUUCCUUUCGAAGUCAGCCAACUGGCCUCUGUCCUUUGCCACGGUCCGCCUAUCAGCACUCCUCGAGAUGGAGCCGUCUGGACAACUUACGUGUCUCACACUAACGAACGCAUGGCCCUUCUCGGCUCCAAGCUGAGAGCUGCUACUACACUCCCAUCUUUCCUACCCUGGUCCAUCAACCACAGCUUGUGCAGCCUCCAUCGCCGUCUCAACGCUAAGCCAUUAGAAGACAUCUUUGCCGCCUUGCGGUACGAAGUUGAGACCAGGACCCAGGAGAUCUGGCAGUCUGUUGCACUCGCUGGAGGCUUGUCAGCUUCUCAAACCGAGCAGCUUGCCUUGAUGGAUGAGAUACAAGCGCUAUGGCUUUCAUCUGCCGACUUCAUGCAAAAGUUCAAUCGGUUGCCUACUCCCAAAUACGGAUAUCAGACUGACGGCUGCGUGGCCUGCAUUCUGGCACGAAUGGGAGGAAAUCUGGAGGUUAUCAUGGCCCUAGGUGCCUUGCUGCUUGGUUCGAUGCGAAGAUCGGAUAUGCUCAGUACUCGUGUCUGCUUUUGUCGCGAGUGGGUGAGGUAUAUCGUGGGCGAUGUCGACUGUGUCGAUACUGCUCUCGCCAAAAUGGACAAGAUGGGCACGAAACUCCGGGAAGCUAGAAGGUGGGCUCGUCAGCGAAAGGAGGCUACGAGCGAGCGACCGGACAGAAAUCUUGGGCUAGGAGGCAUGCCGUAUGUGCAGCCAAAGAGAGUGUCCAGUCGCCAGACGGCUGCCACAACCGGUCACCAAGAUUCUGAUGGAACUGGAUUGAACACCAUUGGAGGAGGCAAAAAACAGCAUUUAGGCGAAGGUCACAGUCGCCAAAGAGCUGUCACAGUAGGGCAGCAAGUCUCUGAACGUUACUCGCCCGAACAGCUCCCUCCUGAACCGAUCUCGGCCCACGAUCCUUCCACUGAUCUGUACUCGCCUGAACAAUACUACUCUACUCAGAGCUCACCCGCCCCUCAGCAUUGCCUUCCUUCUGCCUCGUUGUCGCCCGCACCCCCACCUCAGUCCAAUCAGCCAAUUCGAAGACAAUGUCAGCCUGAAGUCCAGUCAGAAACUUGGGAGGAGAGGAACAUCCUUCUCGAUGCAAGCAUCAUACGAUCAAAACGCCUUCGCCAAACCCGCCCUCGUCCUCAUAUUCGGAGUGUGUCACAAAUCCCUUCCUGGAUGGCAGCUCCUCUCCUUUCUCUCCGCCAAGCCACGACACUGCAGGACUACCCCCUGAUUUACCAUUUCGUCUCUUUAAUUGGCGGCGUGCGGAAAGUGAUAGCAGUCCACCUAAAGAAGCUGUACCGUUCCCUAUCUACCCUGCUUCACCUAAACGUUCUACCGCCGAUCGUUCCAAGGACGGCCUGAGUCCUGUGCCUACCUUGGCUAGAUUGGGCGGCGACAGGGGUGUCGGUGCUCUCUGGAGAAGAAGGAUUGAGAAGAUGACUGUGAGCGAGGGAGGAAACAAGUAAAAAGGGAACAUGCACACACCAUAGAGGUGCUCAAGUACCACAGAGUUGACUGAAAAUGGCAAUAGGUAAAGAGGAGUGGUCGUGCAGAAAUAUUCACAGGUUGUGUUUCGCUAUGCAAUCGACAUACAUUGUCAAGCUG